UAUAUAACCCCCUUUCAUUUCCCUCUCUUUUCCAUCACACCACUUAAUUUGUACAAAGAUUUCCCCCUUCUUUACCAUACCUCUAACUCUCCAAAACCAAGAAGAAUUAAAAAGGGCUAUUUUUGCAACUUUUGCUAGACCAAGAAAACAAGCAAAAAAUGGGUACUUUAGUUGGGCAUGUAGCACCAGGAUUUGGCUUCUUUUUACUUGGUAUUUGGCAUUUGAUUAACCAUAUUAGGUUACAUGCUUUGCACCCAAAAUCCUACAUUUCUUUGCCUUGGUUUCCAACUCCAAGAAUUAGGUACUUAGAACUUUUCUUGAUUAUGGGUAGUUGCUUAGCCUCUAUAUCUAUGGAACUAUUUAUUGGUCCAAAAAAACACCAACCUCUAGAUUUUGAUGGAACUAUCCCUUCUAACCAUCUACACAAUUUUGAACAUUCAAAUAUAUCCCUAACUUUCUUUGUCUAUGCACUUUUCACCAUAAUCUUUGACAAAAUUACACCUUCACCCCAUGCAAAAUAUGAGCUCACACAAUUUCUUGGAGCUAUUGCUUUUGGUCAACAACUUCUUCUUUUCCAUCUUCAUUCUACUGACCAUAUGGGAGUUGAAGGACAAUACCAUUGGCUACUCCAAAUUGUUAUUUUUGCAUCUUUAGCCACUACACUUUUGGCCAUUCCUUUUCCUAAAAGUUUCUUGAAUAGUUUUGUGAGAUCUUAUAGCAUUAUGUUUCAAGGAAUUUGGCUUAUGGUUAUGGGAUUUAUGCUUUGGACACCUAAAUUUAUCCCAAAAGGUUGUUUUAUAAACUUAGAAGAAGGUCACAAAGUGGUUAGGUGCCAUAAUCAUGAAGAUCUUGAAAGAGCAAAAUCUUUAGUAAAUAUUCAAUUUAGUUGGUAUUUAGUUGGGAUUACAAUUUUUUGUGUCACACUUUACUUAGUUAUGAUCAAGAUUUUCCAAGAGAAAGUUGAGUAUCAUUCUUUGAAUAGCAAAUUUGAGGAACAAGAAGAUGAUUUGGAGGAUGUUGAAGCACAGAAAACAAGCAAAAAUAAUGUUGAAUCAAAUAGGUUUCUUGAAAUGGGGAAAAUAUUUGCAUCACCAUCAGAUAUGGAAAGGUGAAAAGGAGAGAAAUGAUGAUUCAAAAAAGGUAUGUGUACAAAAAUAAGAUUAAGGUUAGGUGGGAGUGUUUGUUCAUUUUUUAUUUUAAUUAAGCCCACAAUAAAAUAAUUGUAGGGUUUGAAAUAAUUAAAAAAGAAAAAAAAAAAGGGAAUUUGGUUCAAGAUUUGUAUGGUUUGUAUUUGUUGAUUUUUAGUUUAAGUAAAAGGGGGCAUAAAAGAAAGAUAAAUUUAGUGUAGGUGGAGAAUUUUCUCCAAUGUAAUUUGAAAGUUUGUAAUUUGUAAAGGUCUCUUUAUUCAGUUUAUUUAUUAUGGACAUCACGUACAUGUAUUUUGUUUUUACUUAUGUA
Messenger RNA from Nicotiana attenuata, 1458 nucleotides. Its product is annotated as transmembrane protein 45A-like. Lineage: Eukaryota; Viridiplantae; Streptophyta; Magnoliopsida; Solanales; Solanaceae. The record is from RefSeq and is a predicted model, not a curated record. The transcript has a single exon. The coding region runs from base 159 to 1112 and encodes 317 amino acids.